Molecule: messenger RNA, 855 nt
Organism: Panicum hallii
Lineage: Eukaryota; Viridiplantae; Streptophyta; Magnoliopsida; Poales; Poaceae
Product: myb-related protein Hv33-like
Exons: 2
Coding region: 57-851 (264 amino acids)
Biological process (GO): regulation of stomatal movement
Source: RefSeq, a predicted model, not a curated record
AUCAGCCAACAAACCAAGCUGAGCUUGCAAAUACACAGCAGAGCCAGAGCUAAGCAAUGGUGCGGAAGCCGAGCCAUGGCGACAGCACCGGCGCCGGCAACGGCUGCACGGAGGCGGCGAAGGAGAGGAAGGGGCUGUGGUCGCCGGAGGAGGACGAGCGCCUCUUCGCCCAGAUCACCUACCACGGCGUCUCCACCUGGAGCUCCGUCGGGCAGCUCGCAGGUCUGAGGAGGAGCGGCAAGAGCUGCCGGCUGCGGUGGAUGAACUACCUGCGCCCGGACCUGAAGAAGGAGCCCAUCUCCAAGCGCGAGGAGGAGGUCAUCAUCUCCCUGCAGCAGUCCCUAGGCAACCGGUGGUCGACGAUCGCGGCGAGGAUGCCGGGCAGGACGGACAACGAGAUCAAGAACUACUGGAACUCCCGCAUCAGGAAGCGCCUGAACGACGCCGCCAAGGCUGGCCGCGACGACGGUGCCGGCACCGAGCCAGCGCCGGCCGGCGAAGAGAAGGUGGAAGUGGAACCAGCCAAUGCGGCCACCGAAGCGGGGCCUAUGCCCAUCCCCGCGCGGUUCCCGGUGUUCGCGUGCCAGAUGCUCGACGGAGGAGUCGGCGGCGGCGGCAUUUCAUCGGCCGGCAGCGGCAGUGGCGAGAACACCCCGUCGACUACUAGCAGCACGCAGCAGAACUCCGGUGAGGAGAGCGAGGCGAGCGUCGGCGACAGCAACAUGAUCCAUUUCCUGUUGUUCGAUGAUCUGGAUUACCCAGCUGAUUUGGUCAUGGAUGUGCCGGGGGCCAUGGACGCGUGGGAGAGUGAACUGUACCCUGCAAAUUCGAUCAGCUCGCUCAAUUAUUGAUUCA